Molecule: messenger RNA, 1712 nt
Organism: Clupea harengus (Atlantic herring)
Lineage: Eukaryota; Metazoa; Chordata; Actinopteri; Clupeiformes; Clupeidae
Gene: gcgrb
Product: glucagon receptor b
Exons: 13
Coding region: 1-1650 (549 amino acids)
Biological process (GO): adenylate cyclase-activating G protein-coupled receptor signaling pathway; cell surface receptor signaling pathway
Cellular component (GO): plasma membrane
Molecular function (GO): peptide hormone binding; gastric inhibitory peptide receptor activity; glucagon receptor activity
Source: RefSeq, a predicted model, not a curated record
AUGAAUGUUAGGAUAUACGACAGCUCCAAAGCCCAAACCUCCGCUGCAAAGUCCCUGAAGAUUUUAAUGGAGCAAUGGAUGAGCUACAAGAACGAGUGCAUCCAGAACAUCAUCAACGCAGCGCCUGCAAACGGCCUAGUGUGUAACAGGACAUUUGACCAGUACGCCUGCUGGCCAGAUGGUGUUCCCGGCACCACUGUCAAUGUCUCCUGUCCCUGGUACCUUCCCUGGUACCACAAAGUUCAGCAUGGCCUGGUGUAUCGUGCGUGUGGGGCAGACGGCCACUGGGCUCCAAAGAGCAGCAAGAACACCAGUGAGUGUGAAGAGGAUGACCAGUGGUACGGGCGGAUCCUCCGUGUCUUCAGGACCAUGUACACGGUGGGCUACUCGUUAUCACUGGGAGCCCUGGUGCUAGCCCUCUCUAUCCUAGUGGCAUUCAGGAAGUUGCACUGCAUGCGGAACAACAUCCACAUGAACCUGUUUGCUUCCUUCAUCCUGCGGGCUCUGUCCAUCCUCAUCAAAGACACCCUGCUGGACUCCAUCAACAGCAGCUCAGCCCAGCUCUCACAGACACACACACAGCGCUGGGGCGCUUCACAGAUGGUUGUCGGGUGUCGUGUUGCCGUGGUGAUGAUGCAGUACAGUGUGGUUGCUAACAAUUACUGGCUGCUGGUUGAGGGCCUCUACCUGCACAGCCUGCUGGUCAUCACCGUCUUCUCCGAGAAGAACUACUUCAACAUGUACCUGUGCAUAGGCUGGGGGGCGCCCCUCAUCUUUGUGCUGCCGUGGAUCAUAGUCAAGUACCUGUAUGAGGACGAAGAGUGCUGGGAGAGGAAUAUUAACAUGGGCUACUGGUGGAUCAUACGUUCACCCAUUCUCUUUGCUUAUCUGAUUAAUUUCUUCAUCUUCAUCCGCAUCAUAAAGAUCCUGAUGUCCAAGCUGAAGGCUCAUCAGAUGCGCUACACUGACUAUAAGUUCAGGUUGGCCAAGUCUACCCUGACCCUUAUCCCUCUGUUGGGCAUUCACGCCAUCCUCUUCACCUUCGUCAUCGAUGAGUCCGUCCCCAAAGAGUCCCUCCUGCGCCUCAUCCGCCUCUUCUACGACCUGCUCUUCAGCUCCUUCCAGGGUCUGCUGGUGGCCAUACUGUACUGCUUUGUUAACAAAGAGGUGCAGUCUGAGAUGGUGAAGCGGUGGAAGCGCUGGAAGCUGGGCAAGGACAUCGAGGAGGAGUACCGCCACACGCACAGCCAGACGCCGCACGCCAAGAGCGCCAGCGUCGCCAUGGCCGCGCUCGGCGACGACGACGACCCCCCGGACUUGGACCCGCCCCCCGAGCCCUCCCCCACGUCCUCCGCCACGCUCCUCCGGGUCGGGGAGGAGAGCCGCCGAUUGGUGGUCGUCGGUGGCCGCGGCUCCAACGGGAGGGGGGCUCGGUCCCAGGAGGGGGCAGCCGGGGAGAGGAGCAGGGUGCAGUUAGUCUCCCUGCCACCGGAGGGCAGCAGCUACGGGAGCAGCUCCGUCACCGAGGACAUCGGUUUGGAGGAGAGGCCGCGCGGCUUCAGCCUGAACCGCAGCGGCGCCGACGACAGCGCCGACGACAACGAUGAGCGUCACCUCCGGCGGCAGGAAGCUACGGAGAGCUACCUAUGAGCUCCGCACUCUUCUCCUCACGGGAGUGCUCGGGUAACCCUCGGGUUACCAUGCCAACGCCU